AUGAGCAUAGUUUGCCAAUAAUAUAUGAUUCAUUCAAAUCAUAGUUCUAUUCCUUCUAAUAGAAAUAAUCUAGGUUCUUUUCAAAGAAUUAAUUCUCCUGGACUUCCAAAUUCUUCAUUGAGAAGUAGUUGUAGAGGAGAUAAAAAGAAAUUAGAAAUUGGAUUAAUUACAGAUCGAAAACUAAGUGAAAGUCCUAAAUUAAAUAAUUUAAUUUCUACUGAAAACUUUAGGAAUCUUAAAAGAAAUGAUAGCAUUGUUGAAACUCCAUAACCUUAAGUAUAACCACCUUAAAUGGAAUUUCUUCUAAAAAAAAAUUAUAAGAUGAUCGAAAAGCUUGAAUCAGAUAAACUUUGCUUAAAAAUUUAUAUGUCAGAGGAAAACAAAAAUUAAAUCAUGUUUACAGGAAUCAGUAAAGAGAAAAUGGCUUCUGAAUAAAAUAAAAAAGACAUAUUAUAAAAUUUAUAACAACUAUUCGAAUUAGGAAUUGAGAGAUAAAACUAAUAUAUCAAAUUAGAAUCUUUAGAAAAGCAUUUGAAUUUAGAUAGCCAAUAGUUUUAUGGAAUCAAUACUAAAAAAUUAUACAAUUCAAGCAAAAGAAUAGCAACUUAAACAAAUGAUACUAAAACCAUAUUUGAUCGAUCCUUAUCAAUUUCUACUAUAAAAGAUUCUAAAUCUAAUAUAUCUAAUAAAAUAAAAAAUGAUAUUGAAUUAAUAGAAUAGGGAAUUGCAAAAUACAAAAUGUAAUCUAAAACUAAAUCAAAAUAAAAGUAGCCUUUUGGAUAACAUAAUUAUACUAAUACAAUAAAAUCUAAAAAUUCUUUUUGUAAAAGUCCCUUAUUGAAGGAUGUUACAUCACCUACUUGCAAAUCUUAAAGAAAAAAUGAUUUAACAGUUGGUAAUAAAGGAAAAUUUAAUACCAAAUCUAUGCAUGCUUGACC
This is a messenger RNA of Paramecium sonneborni, 938 nucleotides long. NCBI's taxonomy places the organism in Eukaryota, Ciliophora, Oligohymenophorea, Peniculida, Parameciidae. The record is from the annotation of a GenBank genome assembly.